This is a messenger RNA of Cheilinus undulatus (humphead wrasse), 4796 nucleotides long. Its product is annotated as NLR family CARD domain-containing protein 3-like. NCBI's taxonomy places the organism in Eukaryota, Metazoa, Chordata, Actinopteri, Labriformes, Labridae. The record is from RefSeq and is a predicted model, not a curated record. Bases 930 to 4493 code for a protein of 1187 amino acids. Gene Ontology annotation, molecular function: protein binding. The transcript has 13 exons.
UACUACUACAAUAAUAUGUUAACCAGACCAAAAUAUUUAUUUAAUUUUUGUGGAUUUGAAAGUCCGGCCCCCAGAGUUUCUGCCAAGACUAAAUCUGGCCCUGGUGCAGAGGUACUAGUACUUGCUCUAAGAUGAUCUAUUAAAAUAUCAUGACCAACUGUAUCAAAAGCUGCGCUGAGAUCUAAAAGAAUGAAAACUGAACUUUUAUUGGACUUAUAACCAAAGACUCAGAAACAUCUUUUCAUGUUUGUUUACCUUCAGUCUCUCGGUAUAUUGGGGGUCUUUUCUGUCCAGUCGUGCAUUAAUCAUUAACUUGAAUUGCUUGUAAUUAUAUUGUUUUGUUUUUGGUUAGGAGUUGUAUGAAGCUAUAAAUCUAUGAUUGGAGAUAAGGUUUUAUGGCUGAAACAAAGAGUAAAAGCCACAGGGGUCAUUUACAAUCACAGAUUUUAGACAAUGAUGAAUGUAAAAUUUUAUAUAGAACUACUUUUUCUCUAAACACCAAUGUCAGAUUUUCUUGGUACUCUUUAAAUGUUCUUGUGUACCUCACAGGUAAACAUACUGUCUUUAUUUGUAAUGUAGCCAAACCAUUUUAUCUACAAUAGUGUCAGUUUAUAGACAUUUUUACAAUCCACAUCUGAGGUUUUAUAUGGUCUAUCAAUAUUUGAUUGAGUUGCCAUGACAACCAUCCAAAGUCCACAGAUGUUUUAUGGAAAGUCUUGAUAGAAAAAUGAUUUCAAAGAUCACAGCAGUUUAAAAUGAACUCAGAGUGAGUGGGAAUAAUCCGACCUCUGCAAACCUGCUUAAAUCAACAUUUCUCAGCUUCUUCUCCUUCACAGAGGAACUGAUCGCCAACACAAUGGCUUAGGGGAGAUCAUUUUCACCUCUGAAGGGGGGUGUGUGUGUGUGUGUGUGAAGGUGGGGGCUCAGCGAUGGAUCAGAGUGAGGACCCAGAGGAGGGACCCCCUCUCUGUAAAAUCGCUCGGCUUGAGGAACAUGAGGGCCAGACCAAAGCUCUGAGACCUGGACCUUCUCCCAGCGGUGUGUCCUUCAGGAGUGAGCGGUCUAAGGGUCGGCUUAUUGAAUUUAGAGAUGGAAAUGGAGCCGCUAAAAAAAGACCUGGACCUUCUCCCAGCGGUGUGUCCUUCAGGAGUGACUGGUCUAAGGGUCGGCUUAUUGAAUUCAAAGAUGGACAUGGAUCUGCUGAAAAAAGACCUGGACCUUCUCCCAGCCUUGUGUCCUUCAGGAGUGAUCGGUCUAAGGGUCGGCUUAUUGAAUUUAGAGAUGGACAUCAGUCUGAUCAUCAGAGAGCUCAGGAGCAGCUAUCAGAAUUUCCCACUGGUCAGUCUGCACAGCAGCUGGACUCUAUAUUUAGGCAACUUCAGAAGAACAUCUUCAGUUUUGAGAAGAGGGAGCUAAAGAAAGCCCAGAGACUUCUGAGUAAAACUUACCAAGAAACCGUUGAAAGUGAGAUGGAGGAUGAUCAUGAGGAGGGGUUAGAUGGUGGCGAGGAAGAGCAGAGGAGCAAAAAGGCCUUUCUAAAGAUCACGUUGGACUUCAUGAGGAGAAUGGAGGAGGAGGAGCUGGCUGACUGUCUGCAGAGCAUAACUGCUGCUGCCAAAUGCGGACGCAAACUAAAGUCUGACCUAAAGGAGAAGUUCCAGUGUGUGUUUGAGGGGAUCGCUAAAGCAGGAAACCCAACCCUUCUGAAUCAGAUCUACACAGAGCUCUAUGUCACAGAGGGAGGGACUGGAGAGGUCAACGAUGAACACGAGGUCAGACAGAUCGAAACAACAUCCAGGAAACCAUACAGACCAGAAACAACCAUCAGACAAGAAGACAUCUUUGAAGCUCCACCUGGAAGAGAUGAACCAAUCAGAACAGUGAUGACAAAGGGCGUGGCUGGCAUCGGGAAAACAGUCUUAACACAGAAGUUCACUCUGGACUGGGCUGAAGGCAAAGCCAACCAGGACAUCCAGUUCACAUUCCCAUUCACUUUCAGAGAGCUGAAUUUACUGAAAGAGAGAAAGUUCAGCUUGGUGGAGCUUGUUCAUUAUUUCUUCAAUGAAACCAAAGAAGCAGAAAUCUGCAGGUUUGAACAGUUCCAGGUGGUGUUCAUUUUUGAUGGUCUGGAUGAGUGUCGACUUCCUCUGGAGUUCAAAAAUAACCAGAUGCUGACUGAUGUUAAAGAGUCCACCUCAGUGGAUGUGCUGCUGACAAACCUCAUCAGGGGGAAACUGCUUCCAUCUGCUCGCCUCUGGAUAACCACACGACCUGCAGCAGCCAAUCAGAUCCCUCCUGAGUGUGUUGACUUGGUGACAGAGGUCAGAGGGUUUACUGGACUACAGAGGGAGGAGUACUUCAGGAAGAAAUUCAAAGAUUCAGAGCAGGCCAACAGAAUCAUCUCCCACAUCAAGAUAUCCAGAAGCCUCCACAUCAUGUGCCACAUCCCAGUCUUCUGCUGGAUCACUGCUUCAGUCCUGGAGGAUGUGCUGAAGACCAGAGAGGGAGGAGAGCUGCCCAAGACCCUGACUGAGAUGUACAUCUACUUCUUGGUGGUUCAGACCAAAGUGAAGAACAUCAAGUAUGAUGGGGGAGCUGAAACUGGCCCACUCUGGAGUCCAGAGAGCAGGAAGAUGAUUGAGUCUCUGGGAAAACUGGCUUUUGAGCACCUGCAGAAAGGAAACCUGAUCUUCUAUGAACCAGACCUGAAGGAGUGCGGCAUCGAUAUCAAAGAAGCCUCGGUGUACUCAGGAGUGUUCACACUGAUCUUUAGAGAGGAGAGAGGACUGUACCAGGACAAGGUGUUCUGCUUCAUCCAUCUGAGUGUUCAGGAGUUUCUGGCUGCACUUCAUGUCCAUCAGACCUUCAUCAACUCUGGAGUCAACCUGAUGGCAGAGAAACCAAUGCCAUCACUGAACCCUAAAGACCCUAAAGAUCAACCACAAAUGGAAAAACUCUAUCAGAGUGCUGUUGACCGGGCCUUACACAGUCCAAAUGGACACCUAGACUUGUUCCUCCGCUUCCUCCUGGGUCUCUCACUACAAACUAAUCAGAACAUCUUACGAGGUCUGCUGACACAGACUGGAAGUGACUCACAGACCAAUCAGGAAACAGUCAAGUACCUCAAGACAAAGAUCAGUAAGAACGUGUCUGCAGAGAAAAGCAUCAACCUGUUCCAUUGUCUUAAUGAACUGAAUGAUCGUUCUUUCAAAGAGGAGCUCCAGUGGUCCCUGAGAUCAGGAAGUCUCUCCAAAUGCACCUUGUCUCCAGCUCAGUGGUCAGCUCUGGUCUUCAUCUUACUGUUAUCUGAAAAAGAUCUGGAUGUGUUUGACUUGAAGAAACACUCUGCUUCAGAGGAGGCUCUUCUGAGGCUGCUGCCAGUGGUGAAAGACUCCAACAAAGCUCUGUUGGAUGGAUGCAGUUUGUCUGAGAGAAGCUGUGAAGCUCUGUCUGAAGUCCUCAGUUCGAAGUCCUCCCGCCUUAGAGAGCUGGACCUGAGUAACAAUGACUUACAGGAGUCUGGAGUGAAGUUUCUUGCUUCUGGACUGGAGAGUCCAGACUGUAAACUGGAAACUCUCAGGUUGAGUGGGUGUAACCUGUCAGAGAGAAGCUGUAAAGCUCUUGAAGCAGUCCUCAGAUCCCAGUCCUCCAGUCUGAGAGAGCUGGACCUGAGUAACAAUGAUCUGCAGGAUUCAGGAGUGAAGUUUCUGGCUUCUGGACUGGAGAGUCCACACUGUAAACUGAAAACUCUCGGUCUGUCAGGCUGUAUGGUCACAGAGGAAGGCUGUUCUAUUCUGGCCUCAGCUUUGAAUGUCAACCCCUCUCAUCUGAGGGAGCUGGACCUGAGCUACAACCAUCCAGGAGACACAGGAGAGAAAAUGCUGUCUGAUGUCUGGGGGCACACUCUCAGGAUGGACCAUGGAGGAGAGCUGAGGUUAAAACCUGGUCUGAAGAAGUAUUUCACUGAACUCAAACUGGACCCAAAUACAGCUCACCAAAACCUCAAACUGUCUGAGAACAACAGGAAGGUGACACAUGUGGAGGAGGAUCAGUCAUAUCCCUAUAAUUUACACAGAUUUGACACCUGGCCUCAGCUGCUGUGUAAAGAUCGUCUGACUGGUCGCUGUUACUGGGAGGUCGAGUGGAGCGGACAUGUUGAAAUAUCAGUGAGUUAUGAAGGAAUCAAACGGAAAGGAUGCAGUGAUGGAUGUGGGUUUGGGUAUAAUGACCAGUCCUGGAGUCUGAUGUGCUCUGAUAGAGAUUUCACCGUCUGUUAUGGUAACAGACAAACGGACCUCCCCCUCUCCCAGGGCUCCUCCUUUGGUAGAGUAGCAGUGUAUGUGGACUGUCCUGCUGGCUCUCUGUCCUUCUACAGGGUCUCCUCUGACACUCUGAUCCACCUCCACACCUUCAACACCACAUUCACCCAACCUCUCUAUCCUGGGUUCAUGCUCUGGUCUGAUGAUUCCUCGGUGUCUCUGUGCUCUCCAUAGGACAGAAAAAUGUCCCAAUCAAUGAUCUCAGGGCCAAACAUAAAACAGAAAAUUAAACUGUUUUAUACAGAAGCUGCAGAGCCAGUUUUCGCCAUGGGUAGCUUACUCCAUGUUUUAUACAAACUCAGGCCUCCUAGUAGUCAUGAAUGAAUGCUAGGCUACUAGCCCCAGAGACAUGUGUAACUUUGAUAUGUUUUAUGUCUGUAAUUCAUGUGACUGCUGCCACCAGGCUGAUGAUGAAGUGCAUGGUGCAGGAGCAGACCUUGUUAAAGUUUUCAUGUGAAUAAACACAAUUGGUGACCA